Penicillium subrubescens is the source of this 2097-nucleotide messenger RNA. Its product is annotated as Zn(II)2Cys6 transcription factor domain-containing protein. Gene Ontology annotation, molecular function: zinc ion binding; sequence-specific DNA binding; DNA-binding transcription factor activity, RNA polymerase II-specific. Gene Ontology annotation, biological process: positive regulation of transcription by RNA polymerase II; DNA-templated transcription. The record is from RefSeq and is a predicted model, not a curated record. The coding region runs from base 1 to 2097 and encodes 698 amino acids. The transcript has 3 exons. NCBI's taxonomy places the organism in Eukaryota, Fungi, Ascomycota, Eurotiomycetes, Eurotiales, Aspergillaceae.
AUGGAUACCCCACGACGGAGUCGAAACCGUGCUGCAUGCCGGCGUUGCCAGAGACGCAAGAUUCGCUGCAAUGGUGAACUUCCGAGUUGCGGCGCCUGUAUCAAGGCAAAUGUGCCAUGUGUUAAUGAUGGCAAGCAGGAGGUCAACCGCACAUACAUUGCAAACCUGCAGAGGCGUGUUCAGUGGCUCGAGUCUUUAGUCCGCGAGCAAAGAACCGAUGUCUCUUUGGAAGGUGGUCCGCCUCUUUAUUCUAAUGAAUAUGCAAAUGACGAAACUCUUGGUUUUGAAGAGGGUAGUCAGGGUGCUGCGGCGAUGACAUCCCCUCGGCAAGAUCAGCCUCUGCCAAUUGAAAAUACGCAACAAUCCCGCACACAGUCAAGACAGGCACAUGAAAUUGGCCUGGUUACGCUUUCUUCUGGCGGAGAGGCACGAUAUAUCGGCCCUUCAAGUGGCUACUUUCUUGCGAAUCUUGUCUUCUCUAGUGCUGGUCGGCGAUCAAGACCACCGGGCAAUCGCAGCGUAGACGAGCCAAUCUCGCUCUCGGCAGAGUUAUUCAAUACCCCUGCCGUGUUACCCUCUCGAAGAGAAGAUGCGAUCGAGCUCUCUUCAAAGUACUUUUCCACUGUUCAUCUUCUCUAUCCGUUUCUCCAUGAGCCGUCUCAUAUGUCACGCUUGGAAAGAAUGUAUACGGAAGAGUCAGCGGCAAAGCCUGAUCCCUCGAAUGCUUUUCAUGUUUACAUGGUACUCGCAAUAGCGGCGUCAGAUCUCUCGCGACGGUUUAGGCUUCGAUUACCAGCUGAGGGAUACUAUACUGCGGCAACACAAUACUUUGAAAGUGCUUGUGCUGAAGGGUCUCUAGAAAGCCUUCAAAGUCAACUUCUUCUCAUGGUCUAUGCUUUACAUAAUCCUUCUUGUGGAGUGAACAUCUGGGGUUUGAAUUAUCAAUGCCUAGGUGCACUGAUCGAUCUUGGUCUUCAGCGAGAUAUACGCACCUCGUCCUCAUUCCGUGUUUCAUUUUUGGAACAAGAGAUGCGAACCCGAAUAUUUUGGGUCGUGUACAGUUUUGACCGAACAUUGGGUACGAUGAUGGGGCGGCCGAUCGGUGUGAGAGAUGAAGCAUGUGAGCUUCGGCUUCCAUCGGAUGUCGCGGAUAGGCACCUCGCUGAUGCUGUUGCUGGUGAGAGGUCUCACGACACACCUUCUCACAUCACAUACUCAAUUCAUCUGUUCAAACUCGCAAAGCUGAACUCUGAAAUCAAAUACGUCAUGCAUAGUAUCUGUCGAGAUCCUCCCAAAUACGCAUACCCACCAGUCCCCGAUAUCCAUCAUUGGCAAAAAGACAUGAUCGAUCGGCUGAAAAUAUGGCACGCGGAAAUCCCCCGUACCGCCAAUAUGGCAUCAAUCGCCAAACUCUGCGAGACCAAAUAUCACGAGAUGAUGAUCUUGGUGCUCAGGCCAAGUCCUGGUAUUCCAGAUCCGUCGGAAGAAUUACUAGCACAGUGCUUUCAACACGCGGUCGAACUACUCCGUGGCUUUGGGGAGCUGUACAAACAGGAAUCACUACUGUAUAGCAGACUGGUUGUGCAUUCUAUCUUUCUCAGCACAUUGAUUAUGCUUCACUGUCUCUGGAGACUACCGCAGGUCACAUCACAGAUUCAAAUUGAUGACCUGGUCGCUGAUACAGGUAUUGGAAUGAAUAUUCUAAGCAGCAUUGGGGAAUACUGGACAGAGGCUAGGCGAGCAAGAGAUUGUAUCCAUGAACUUUCGGGUGCUACAGUACAGCGCCUGCUCCGGUUGCGCACCUUGGAGGUAUCGCCGCGACUAUCUCGAGCCCAGCCUACCGCAAGCACCGCGAGGCACACCCGAUCAUACAGUUCUAAUGAAGCUCCUGGUUCAGCUUUGCCGGAACAGGUAGACUCUGCCAUCGACAUUGCCCCCUCAACGGGCUCAUAUCCAGACAGUUACGACUACAGUCUGGAUGGUUCAAGUUGUCUAAAUGAUGCGAUGCCCGGUGGUUUCAUGGAUUUCUCGGGGGUGCCUGAUUUUGAUAGCAUCAUUCAACAGUAUCUAGAUCCGAAUGCAGUGGUGUGGAACUAG